AUGAUGGCAGAUGAAGGUUCCCGUCGCCGUCGCCGGAGUUUCAGUACCAGCCGCCGUGCUCCGGCUCAUACAGAUAACAAGACAAAGAACAGCUACUGGGCUUUAGGUUUUGAGGAGAUGGAGGAUUCAUCGGAGAAGUUAUUAGAAUCGGAGUCAUCGGAAAUGAAGGAUGAGCUGUCAAUGGAAAUCGAUCCUCCGUUCAAAGAGAACCAUGCGACCGCUGAGGAUUGGAGGAAAGCGCUGCAUAACGUGGUUCCGGCGGUGGUGGUGCUUCGUACGACUGCUUGCCGAGCUUUUGACACCGAAUCUGCGGGUGCUAGCUAUGCUACCGGGUUUGUUGUCGACAAACGUCGGGGAAUUAUACUAACUAAUCGCCAUGUGGUUAAACCAGGUCCUGUAGUAGCAGAAGCUACAUUUGUAAAUCGUGAAGAGACUCCAGUCUAUCCCAUAUACAGAGACCCUGUUCAUGAUUUUGGAUUCUUUCGUUAUGAUCCUGCUGCAAUUCAGUUCCUGAGCUAUGAAGAGAUCCCUCUUGCCCCUGAAGCUGCUUGUGUUGGACUGGAAAUUAGGGUUGUUGGUAAUGAUAGUGGAGAGAAGAUCUCUAUUUUGGCUGGUACCCUUGCUCGUCUGGAUAGGGAUGCUCCACAUUAUAAAAAGGAUGGAUACAACGAUUUCAAUACUUUCUACAUGCAGGCUGCUUCAGGUACUAAAGGUGGUUCAAGUGGUUCCCCAGUGAUUGAUUGGCAAGGAAGGGCAAUUGCACUGAAUGCUGGUAGCAAGACUUCUAGUGCUUCAGCAUUUUUCUUCCCUCUAGAACGCGUGGUGAGGGCGUUAAAUUUCUUACAAAAGGGGAGAGAUUCUGGUCAAGAUAAGUGGGAGGCUGUCUCAAUACCUCGUGGUACCCUCCAGACAACUUUUGUCCACAAAGGAUUUGAUGAAACCCGUAGGCUAGGCCUGCAAACCGAAACAGAGCAGCUUGUACGCCACGCAUCUCCACUAACUGAAACAGGAAUGCUUGUUGUUGAUUCUGUGGUGCCAGGUGGCCCAGCUUAUAACCAUUUAGAGCCAGGUGAUGUACUUGUUCGCAUGAAUGGUGAGGUGACUACUCAGUUUCUGAAAAUGGAGACUUUACUUGAUGAUAGUGUUGGCCAAAAUGUUGAGUUACAGUUUGAAAGAGGUGGCACACCUUUAACAGUUCAGUUAAAUGUGGAAGAUUUACACUCCAUAACUCCAAAUCAUUUUCUUGAAGUUAGUGGUGCUGUUAUACACCCUCUCUCCUAUCAACAGGCUAGGAAUUUUCGUUUUCACUGUGGUCUUGUAUACGUAUCAGAACCUGGUUACAUGUUGUAUAGAGCAGGGGUCCCACGACAUGCAAUUAUCAAGAAAUUAGCAAGUAAAGACAUUUCAAAUCUUCAAGACUUGAUCAAUGUUCUUUCUAAUUUAAGUAAAGGAGCUAGGGUUCCUUUAGAAUACAUAAGUUAUACAGAUCGCCAUAGGAGGAAGUCUGUUCUUGUUACAGUUGAUCGCCAUGAGUGGUAUGCUCCACCUCAGAUCUACACUCGUGAUGAUAAUUCUGGUAUUUGGGUAGGAAAACAAGCUCUGGUUGUGGGUCCCACUUUCGAAGUUAUUAAAGGUGUUGAUGUUGAUGUUGGUGAACAAGUGGCUAAUGGUAAUAAUGUUACAAAUAUGGAAGAUUCAUCAUCUGAUAAUGGUAAUGGAAAUGCUUCUGUUGCUGAACGUGUUAUAGAACCCACUCUUGUCAUGUUUGAGGUUUAUGUGCCAUCAUCAUGUAUGCUUGAUGGGGUCCACUCACAGCAUUUUGUUGGAACUGGUGUGAUUAUAUAUCAUUCUCAAGACAUGGGAUUGGUUGCAGUUGACAAGAAUACUGUUGCCAUAUCAGCAUCUGAUGUCAUGCUUUCUUUUGCUGCUUUUCCUAUAGAAAUCCCAGGAGAGGUGGUAUUUCUUCACCCUGUGCAUAAUUAUGCUAUUAUUGCAUAUGACCCUUCUGCCCUUGGAGCUACUGGUGCUUCAUUAGUACGAGCUGCUCAACUUCUUCCUGAACCUGGGUUGCGUCGUGGAGAGAGUGUAUACCUUGUGGGGUUAAGUAGAAGCUUACAAACAACAUCUAGAAAAUCUGUUGUGACAAACCCAUGUGCAGCUUUAAACAUAAGCUCAGCUGAUUCUCCACGUUAUAGAGCAACCAACAUGGAAGUGAUUGAGCUUGACACAGAUUUUGGUAGCAGUUUUUCGGGGGUGCUUACGGAUGAGGAAGGAAGGGUUAAAGCUAUAUGGGGAAGCUUCUCAACUCAGAUAAAAUACGGGGUGAAUUCAUCUGAAGAUCAUCAAUUUGUUAGAGGCAUUCCUAUACAUUCCAUAAGCCAAGUCCUUGAUAAAAUCAUAUCAGGCGCAAAAGCAAAAGCAAAAGGUCCCUCCCUUCUUAUAAAUGGUAUAACAAGACCCAUGCCUUUAGUUAGGAUUUUGGAAGUUGAGCUUUAUCCUACUUUGCUUUCUAAGGCUAGAAGUUUUGGCCUCAACAAUAAUUGGAUCCAAGCUCUUGCGAAAAAGGAUCCUGUGAGACGUCAAGUUUUACGGGUGAAAGGCUGUUUGGCAGGAUCUAAAGCUGAGAAUUUAUUAGAACAAGGGGAUAUGGUGUUGGCUAUUAAUAAAAAGCCAGUUACAUGUUUUCAAGAUGUUGAGGAUGCAUGUCAUGUAUUGGAUCUUUCUGAUAACAUUGAACAGAAACUUGAAUUGACCAUAUUUCGUCAGGGAUGUGAAAUUGAAGUUGUUGUGGGAACAGAUAUAAGAGAUGGAAAUGGUACAAAACGUGUUAUAAAUUGGUGUGGAUGCUUUGUACAGGAACCUCACCCAGCAGUGCGUGCCCUUGGCUUUCUUCCUGAAGAAGGCCAUGGUGUAUAUGUCACCAGGUGGUCUCAUGGGAGUCCUGUGCAUAGAUAUGGUUUAUAUGCUCUUCAAUGGAUAGUGGAAGUUAAUGGGAAACCAACUCCUGACUUGGAUGCUUUUGUUAAUGUCACAAAGGAAAUUGAAGAUGGAGAAUUUGUUCGUGUAAGAACAAUCCACUUAAAUGGGAAGCCACGAGUGUUGACACUGAAACAAGAUCUACACUACUGGCCUACAUGGGAGCUAAGAUUUGAUCCAGAAACUUCAAUGUGGCAAAGAAAGACUAUUAAGUCAUUAGCAACUGGAGAUAAUAAUAAAAAUAACAAUAGCCUUUGAAAACCGUGUACAUACUCCUAAAUCCUAAGUCCUAUC
This is a messenger RNA of Lactuca virosa, 3270 nucleotides long. The record is from the annotation of a GenBank genome assembly. Lineage: Eukaryota; Viridiplantae; Streptophyta; Magnoliopsida; Asterales; Asteraceae.